UUUGCAGCAGCAGAGGCAGAGACGUGAACGCAUCACCACUGCAGGACCCACGCAGGCAUUCUCUUAAGACUGAAGAGAGGAAACUAUUCGGCACAAUGAACAGUCUUUUCAUAUGUAGCAUUUUUCUCACAGUUUUAGUGGCAUCUGGAUUUUGUAAGAAAAUCCUUGUGUGUCAGGAAGAAACGGACAUAAGAGUAGAAUGCAGACUGGAGCCCAGACAAAACCAGAUUAACAACUACGAGUUUUCCAUUUCCAAAAACAACAAGGAAGCCAUCAUUAACACCAAUGUCACCGGUAUUACUGCUGAUGUGACCUUCAAGGACAAAACCCGUGUUGAACCACUCCAACCUUUUGGGUUCAAGCUGACACUGUCCAACUUCCCGAUAACUGAAAACACAACUUUCAUCUGCAAAACUUCAAAUUUGGUUGACAGCGUGUUUAUUCAGAAAGGUAAAAUGGAGACAUGCUCUGCCAUCAGUGUGUUCCUGCAGAGCUGCCCUUGGCUCCUGCCCUUGUUGGUGUGCUUUCAUGCCGUGUAGCACUGGGCACUCUCCUCCCUCUGAGAGAGGCCACAUGAACUGCCCAAAUAAAAACUGACUUUAUAAGAACAGUAGGGGAAAUAGUGUAUAGAGGAACACAUAAACAUGAGCUGGAGCAAUAAAGAAAUAUACAUAUAUAAGUCAAGUAAGGGAGCAUGCAUGAUUGCCACAUUGCUGCCACCCUACUUCAGGGCUGCCUCUUCUUUGGUUCUCUAAUUACUCCCAAGAAUAUCCUAAUGCCUAUAUGUGUCAAAUAAACUGUGCAAACAAUGCUUUGUCAUAACAAUAAUAAUAUAUUUUACCAAUAGUUUCUUCAUUCUCCCUUUUAGCAUACAGAUGCCAAAUCUAUCAUACAUUAUCUUACUGUCAUUUAUUUGUGUAUCCCAGAAAAAAAACAGGUUUACCAGUACUUUGUUUCAAUUUAAGAAGAGGGAAAAAAACAGCUGUAUGAAAUAGUAGACAAUUUGAUACUGUGUGCAUUACUGAUUGAAAUAUGUGUGGAUAAAAUAAGCAAUUGGCUUUGUGUUACUUAAUACAGCUUUCAUGAGACAGGAGGGCUGUCAACACCAGGGUGUUGGAUGAAGGUCAAAAUCAAACAGGUUACAGGAGUACAAAGAGUGAGAGAUGAUCAUAAAGACUCUUGAAAGUCAUUACAUAAUCACAUAACCACCCUGUCAUUUUGUGACUCACUUUUAUUUCUUAUUAAUUACAUCCUUUCAUCGACUAGACAAUUUCAGAAAAUCAUUGAUAAUGGUACACCUAAAGUACUAUAUUAAGGACCUCUUUACGCCUUGGAUAUUGCAGAAUUUCACUCCAUGCUGUGCAGUGUGACUGCUAAACGUGUAGGUGUGCCUGUUUCAGUGUGCGCUCUAAGAGCUUGCGCCAUCCCUAUAGAUAGUUGUAUAGGCUUUACAGAAGGUUCCCCUUUACUGAAAGGUCAAUCAUGGUACAUAGAUGCUUCGAUAUGCAAGUUUCAUUGCAUUUAGAAUUUUCUCUUAAGCCUCCCGUCAGAAUGGUGGCGCUCUUCUGACUAAAGCAAGAAGUCCUAUAUCACUUGAUAGUGUGCAUAACCAUAAGCAUCAUUGUGAUACACUGUGAUACAUAGUGUCUGUGGUUUGAUUAGUGUAUCUAUCAAUUUUCCUAACAAUAGUAAGCAUUGCAGGUAUUGGUGUCUGCUAACAUGUCUUCCUUGAUGGAGUUAUUGCUUAAACUGCACAAAAUGUGUAGGCUUUAACAAUAAAUAUAAUGCUCAGGUAUAUUUCUCAUUUCAUACACUAUAAAAUGCAUAAAAAACUAUAUCCAAUGAUAUCUUAUUGCCCAGUGAAUAAAGGUCUGAUUAAAACUGCUUCAUGAUUAUACAGUGCUGAAGCCCAACUAUGAUUAUAUGGGAAAACAAGCUUACAAUAAAUACUAUUUGAGAC
Messenger RNA from Megalops cyprinoides (Indo-Pacific tarpon), 1960 nucleotides. RefSeq names its product thy-1 membrane glycoprotein-like. The coding region runs from base 96 to 539 and encodes 147 amino acids. Lineage: Eukaryota; Metazoa; Chordata; Actinopteri; Elopiformes; Megalopidae. The record is from RefSeq and is a predicted model, not a curated record. The transcript has 4 exons.